This is a messenger RNA of Phasianus colchicus (ring-necked pheasant), 3787 nucleotides long. It is a transcript of the gene MTMR2, whose product is annotated as myotubularin related protein 2. Lineage: Eukaryota; Metazoa; Chordata; Aves; Galliformes; Phasianidae. Gene Ontology annotation, molecular function: phosphatidylinositol-3,5-bisphosphate 3-phosphatase activity; phosphatidylinositol-3-phosphate phosphatase activity. Gene Ontology annotation, biological process: phosphatidylinositol dephosphorylation. Gene Ontology annotation, cellular component: cytoplasm; membrane. The record is from RefSeq and is a predicted model, not a curated record.
GCCGGGCCGACAUGGCCGCUUCCUGCGCCGCCGGGCGCUGCCCCUCAUUCGGCUGACGGCCGCCCGCUCCGGGGCCGCCCCGCCGCCCGGCAUGGAGGAGAGCUCCAGCUGCGAGAGCCUCGGCGCCGGGCGGGCGGUGGCAGCGCGGCCGCCCAGCGGCGAUUCCCUGUCCAGUGCUUCCACUUCUCAGUCGGACCAUUCUGCUCAUACAAAAUCUGCUUCUCUUGUAUCAUCAGACUCGGUCUCCACCUCAGCAGACAACUUUUCUCCAGACUUAAGGGUCCUACGAGAGACUAAUAAAUUGGCAGAAAUGGAAGAGCCACCUUUGCUGCCAGGAGAAACCAUUAAAGACAUGGCUAAAGAUGUUACUUACAUCUGCCCCUUCACUGGAGCCAUCAGAGGAACCCUUACUGUUACCAAUUAUAGACUGUACUUUAAAAGCAUGGAACGGGACCCUCCUUUUGUCCUAGAUGCAUCUUUAGGUGUUAUCAACAGAGUGGAGAAAAUAGGAGGUGCUUCUAGUCGUGGUGAGAAUUCCUAUGGGCUGGAGAUUGUAUGCAAGGACAUUAGAAACUUAAGAUUUGCUCAUAAGCCUGAAGGGAGAACUAGACGAUCCAUAUUUGAGAACCUCAUGAAAUAUGCUUUCCCAGUUUCAAAUAAUCUUCCACUUUUCGCAUUCGAAUACAAAGAAGUUUUUCCAGAAAAUGGAUGGAAGGUGUAUGACCCUAUUUGGGAGUAUAGAAGACAAGGAAUUCCCAACGAAAGCUGGAGGCUGAGCAAGAUUAAUGAGCGUUAUGAGCUGUGUGAUACAUACCCUGCCAUUCUAGCUGUGCCUGUAAACAUUCCUGAUGAAGAAUUAAAGAGAGUGGCAUCUUUCAGAUCAAGAGGACGAAUACCAGUAUUGUCGUGGAUUCACCCAGAAAGUCAAGCAACAAUUACUCGCUGUAGCCAGCCAAUGGUGGGAGUAAGUGGCAAACGAAGCAAGGAAGAUGAAAAGUACCUUCAAGCCAUCAUGGAUUCUAAUGCUCAAUCCCAUAAAAUCUUCAUAUUCGAUGCAAGGCCUAGUGUGAAUGCUGUAGCCAAUAAGGCUAAAGGAGGAGGCUAUGAGAGUGAGGAUGCCUAUCAGAAUGCAGAAUUAGUGUUCCUGGACAUUCACAACAUUCAUGUCAUGAGAGAGUCACUGAGAAAGCUGAAAGAAAUUGUGUAUCCCAAUAUUGAAGAGACUCACUGGCUGUCUAAUUUAGAAUCAACUCAUUGGCUAGAGCAUAUCAAGCUCAUUCUUGCUGGAGCCCUGCGGAUUGCCGACAAGGUGGAGUCAGGGAAGACAUCUGUGGUUGUGCACUGCAGUGACGGCUGGGACCGGACAGCCCAGCUCACCUCUCUCUCUCUGCUGAUGUUAGAUGGCUACUACCGAACUAUCAGGGGCUUUGAAGUGCUAGUGGAGAAGGAGUGGCUGAGCUUUGGACACAGAUUUCAACUGAGAGUUGGCCAUGGAGAUAAGAAUCAUGCAGAUGCAGAUCGCUCUCCUGUCUUCCUCCAAUUCAUCGAUUGUGUCUGGCAAAUGACAAGACAGUUUCCUACAGCGUUUGAGUUCAACGAGUACUUCCUGAUAACCAUCCUGGACCACCUGUACAGCUGUUUAUUUGGGACGUUCCUGUGCAGCAGUGAGCAGCAGAGAGUAAAGGAGAGCCUUCCAAAAAAGACCGUGUCACUUUGGUCUUACAUUAACAGCCAGCUGGAGGACUUCACUAACCCCUUGUAUGUGAGCUACUCCAACCACGUCCUGUACCCUGUGGCCAGCAUGCGGCACCUGGAGCUGUGGGUCGGCUACUACAUCCGCUGGAACCCCAGGAUGAAGCCACAGGAGCCUGUCCACAACCGCUACAAGGAGCUUCUUGCCAAGCGGGCUGAGCUGCAGAAGAAAGUGGAGGAGCUGCAGAGAGAAAUCACCAACCGUUCCACCUCAUCCUCAGAGAGAGCUGGCUCUCCCGCGCAGUGCGUCACUCCUGUACAGACAGUGGUGUGAGCUGGACUUGUUUGCAGAGUACCUUCCCAGGACCAUCAGGACCGCUUUCCUGGAACUCUCUGGAUUUCCUUUGCAGUGUCUGGGGGAUGCCAACCUAUUAUUUAUUUAUUUCUCUCCAGGGUAAUUUAUUAGUACUGUAUCACUAACAGAAGCUUAAGCAAAAAGAAACAUAGCCCCCUAUGCAAUUAACCUUCUCAGUGGCUAGAUUAUAACACAAGCCAAUUGCACUUGCCACUUAAGAGAAACCUAGAGCUCUUUCCUUGUUCACUUACAUGUUGGAAAUCACCUUGCUUUACAAAAGGGACUGUGCACUAGAGCAAAGUACUAUAUAGGAAAAACAUUGCCUUGGGAGUUUGAAAAGGCCCCCCUUUGCUAAAAGAACUGUAGAAUCUCACCGUGUGAAGUCAUGCAACUGAGGUAUUAACAGAUACAGCAUGAGAACCAAGCGGAGGUAGCGCUAGAAUCCAAAACGUAUCACUGUUCUCACUUUCACUGGAUUUUGGGAAGCCAUGUAAAAUGAUGCCUUACGUAAGAAGGGCAUCUUCUACCACUACACCACAUGGUGGUAGAAGAGCAACUUACAUGACUUAACUUUAUAGGACAAUGUUUACUUCCAUCUCAGCAACUUUAGAUUUUUGCUUAUGGUUUACAGUGAGUGUGCCAGGAUGUAAAUUAAGCAUCUUUAUUUCUGAGGGAGGGAGCAGAGCACAGCUCUCUCUGGGCUUCCUGCAGCUCUUCUGUUCUCCGGUGCCUCUUCCACAUCAGGAGGAAGGUAGUGGAAUGCCAAGGGAUGCAUGUGAGCUGCUGGGAUCAGUCACUUCAUUUUGCUUGGGUAAGAAUUUCUUGUGAUUUUAAUGCUUCUGUGCAGGACCGUAGCAGUAUUUUUAAGGUAUUUCAGCUUUCUGCUAAGUAAUGGAAGCAGCUGUAACAACCAAAGAAGCCUUUCUGCCUGCAUUACAACUGAUACUUUAAUACUCCAAUAGACUAAAAAGCAUAGUGGUUUCUGAACUCUAGCUUUAAGUCUCUUUCCCUCAUAGCAUACUUCAAGAAUUCAUACUUCAAGAAUUAGGGUCAUCUGACUAAACAUAAAUUCAAUUUUAAUACAAACUUUUAUUGUAGAUUUUAUUGUAGAAGUAGAUAAACAUUCAUUGAAACCAUAACUGCUGCACUGCUUGUCAAACACAUAAGCAAGAGGCUGUAGGUGGCAGGGCUUCCAGUGAAGUUGUGUAUCUGCAAGGAGCUUUGCUCCAAGCUGCUUCUUAUCUCUGCACUGAGAUCAUGGCUUGGUUUGAGUUCCAGCAUUGUUUUUGUACAAUAGGAGCCAUACUGUGGGCAGCUGCUUAAUAUACAUAUCAUGCUUUUUUUCUCAGCCUUUCUCCCAAGACAGAUAAAUAUUUCUUUGAGAGGAUAUGAGAGUGGACUGAUUUACCCAUAAUUCUUUCAGAAUCCUCCCAUUCGUUCAGGAGGAAUUAUUUCCAGCUGCAGUCUAUUUGUAUGAUUAACAGGCUGUAGAUCAUUGCUACACUUGUUACAGGGUAGCCUGAUAGUUCAUAUCUCACUAGUGCAAAGAAUCCACUCAAAAUAGCUUCUGAAAGACUUAAAUUUGCUUUAAGGUUGAAGGGCAGAGUUACUGUUAAGUACAAUCAUUGUAUAAGAUGUGUCAUAGUAUUAUUCUAUAUUAGCAAACUGACCACGUGUGUAUAUUUUGUUUUUUUGAAUUAAGGCUGGUUGGUUUAACACUAAUAAAAAAUGGUAAAUGGA